This is a messenger RNA of Vitis riparia (riverbank grape), 1653 nucleotides long. RefSeq names its product probable protein S-acyltransferase 14. The transcript is spliced from 7 exons. The record is from RefSeq and is a predicted model, not a curated record. Gene Ontology annotation, biological process: peptidyl-L-cysteine S-palmitoylation; protein targeting to membrane. Gene Ontology annotation, cellular component: Golgi apparatus; endoplasmic reticulum. NCBI's taxonomy places the organism in Eukaryota, Viridiplantae, Streptophyta, Magnoliopsida, Vitales, Vitaceae. Gene Ontology annotation, molecular function: protein-cysteine S-palmitoyltransferase activity. The coding region runs from base 143 to 1141 and encodes 332 amino acids.
CGCAAGGACACGCUUAUUUCGAGUAGAUUUUCCAGGUUAUCUCGUGUCCGCGCACUCCUGCUUUCCUUUUAUUGACGGUCACCAGAUAGGAGGGAUCAAGAAAAGAGUAUCCAGCUGGAGAGAAGAGAGAUCUGGAGCUGCAAUGGCGUGGAACGUCUUCAAAUUCUGUACGGCACUGCGUGGCCUCGGCUCUGUCAUGAUCUUCAUGGUCCUGGGCGUCGUGGGUGUCACCUAUUAUGCUCUGGUUGUUGUCAAUUACGGCCCUUCUCUCUUUCAUGGUGACCUUGAUUUGCUCAUUGCUCUUGCAGUCUUGUUGCUGUUUCAUUCUUUGUUGGUGAUGCUGCUGUGGAGCUACUUUUCUGUUGUUUCCACGGAUCCGGGUGGUGUUCCACUGAAUUGGAAGCCCAUGGUGGACGAGGAGAAAGGAGAUGUUGAUCCAUUGCUGGGUUCAGAACAUACUGGUGUAGGCUUAGGUGUGGACCAGGAAAAUAUGGUUGCUAACCCAGCAAGUGAAGCAGUCCGGUUUUGUCGGAAGUGCAACCUAUUUAAACCACCCCGGUGCCAUCACUGCUCUGUUUGUGGGAGAUGCAUAUUGAAAAUGGACCAUCACUGUGUGUGGGUUGUCAAUUGCGUUGGGGCAAAGAACUACAAGUAUUUCCUUCUUUUCUUGUUUUACACAUUUCUUGAGACAACUCUUGUCACUUUAUCGCUAUUGCCUCAUUUCAUAGCAUUCUUUUCUGAUGGAGAGAUACCUGGAACACCAGGCACCAUUGCAGCCACUUUUCUUACUUUUGUUUUGAAUUUGGCAUUUGCGUUGAGUGUACUGGGCUUUCUGAUCAUGCACAUAUCAUUGGUAGCAGCCAAUACCACAACCAUUGAGGCAUUUGAGAAGAAGCGCACCUCUACAUGGCGUUAUGACAUUGGUCGAAAGAAAAACUUUGAACAGAUUGUGGAAAUCUUGCAUGGAGAAAAUAUUGUUACUCGUGACAAUGAGUCUACUCUUUCAUACCAGGUGUUUGGGAUGGACAAGAGAUUCUGGUUGAUCCCUGCAUAUUCAGAAGAGGACAUUAUACGGAUGCCAGAACUCCAGGGUCUUGAGUACCCAUCAAGACCCAACUUGGAUGCUCUCCAGCAGUUUUAGCUACAUGUCAUAGUUGGCAACAAAGAUAAUGAAUUCUGGUUCCCUUUACCACUUACAAGAAUAUCCGAGAAACCAAACUAUGCAGUCCUUUCCCUCAAACUGAUGCUGCCCUGCAAAUUUGGAAUGCAAGCCAUCAAAAGUCAUUAAUAUGUACAGAGGCUUCACUAAUACCGUCACCCACUUGAGAGAAGCUUUAGCACUGUAGUAGAUUCCUCACUCCUCUCUGAGGAGCAGCUGAAGCUGUGAAGUAUAAAUUAAGAAGAAUGAGAAAUGGCUUGUGAUGUUCUAGUUCCAAGUUAUACUCGUGCAGAUUUUGGGGAAUCUUAAAGGGAUGCAUAGCUUCAUUUGUGUGCGUUUUACCACUUUUAGAUAUAAUUGCCUGUAGUGAUGUUUUCACUUAUCAUGGUUAAUUAUCCUUGUAAAGUGAUGCCUAUGAUUCAUUGAUAUAAAUCUUUGUGACCAUUGACAUGAUGAAUAUGAUCCCGUUGGGACCAUACUACUGAUUCAUUCAA